GCGGACCACUGACUGCUGCCGUAGACGUCGUCGUCGUCGUCGUCAUUCGAGUUUCGGUCGUCGCGUACAGUUGAAGAGCCACGGCGUCUCCGGGCCCGGAAUCCGCCGUCCUUUAACCGCAACUUGCUUUCUUGCUACAGAAACGAGUCAGUGAAUCGGUACGGGCGAAAUUUAAGUAAAAGAAAACUGCAGCAGUUUGGCUGAUUACCAGAGAACUUUAAAGACAUUAAUGACAAAUUGACCAUAUGCCAUGAGGAAUCUUUUCUUUCUACUGCAGUUGCUGACAUUUUCAAAGUGGACCAUCACACACAACCUCACCAUCCCUGAGUUGCGGAAUCAGUAUGCAGAACAGGCGUUAUCCUCAGAGCUCGAGGAAGUAGACAGUAGGAGUGGGGGGUGGUCCAAGUGGUCCGAAUGGUCUCCUUGCAGCAGAUCCUGUGACGGAGGAGUCUCCAAGCAAAUUAGGAGCUGCAAAACCAGCUCUUGUCGAGGAGAGCAUGUUCGAUACAAAAUUUGCAAUAUGCAGCCAUGUCCUGAAUCUCGCGACUUCCGCAUGGAUCAGUGUCAAGCGUUCAACAAAAGCCCAUACAAAGGCCUGUUCUACGAAUGGUCGCCGCAUUACUCAGACGAUACGAAACCGUGCACGCUCACCUGCGUGGGUCAGCCGGUAGCCACUCGCAACGAGAUCGAGGCCGAUCAAGUUGUCGUGGUGGCGAAGUUGGCCGACAAGGUCCACGACGGCACCCGAUGUCGUCCGGGCAGCCUGGACAUGUGCAUCGAUGGGUCGUGUCAGAAAGUUGGAUGCGACUUGCGGAUAGGAUCCAGCAAACAGAUCGAUGAGUGCGGAGUUUGCGGCGGAGACGGCUCGUCAUGCUUCAAACCGAUAUAUCAUUGGACUCUGGCGUUUACGUCGUUGUGUUCCACCACGUGCGGCGGAGGCUACAAGAUGUCACGUCCCUUGUGUCAGAAUCGAGUGACUGGAGAGGAGGUCGAGGCGGAACUUUGCAACGAUUCCCAGAGACCCGACUCGACCGUCGUCAGAUGCAACAUACAUAACUGUCCGCCCAAAUGGCACGUUGGCGAAUGGGGCGGCUGCUCCCUCACCUGCGGCGGCGGUUCCAAAGUUCGGGAAGUUUAUUGCGCAGAAGAGGCGAACAAUACCAAAAUUAAGGUGAAAAACAAUAAAUGUGGCACGCCAAUGCCUUGGGAGGAGGAAAUGUGCAAUGAACAAGCCUGUCCCUCGUGGCACACGUCAUCCUGGUCAGGAUGCUCAGUUUCCUGUGGGGAAGGCGUCCAAGUUCGCGUUGUGGAGUGCAGGGACCACAAUGAGGAGACCAGCAGCCUCUGCGAUCAAAGGGUGAAGCCCACAGCCACAAAGCCCUGCUUCACUGGCAUCCAGUGCCCGUACCAGGUGCUGGACGGAAGUGGGGAGGAGUUACUAAGUAACAGUUACUAUUCGCAGCCUUUGGUGCAGCCUUACCCUCCCCCACCUUCCGCCGAAAGGCUUAUAGGAGAGCAAGUUAUCCCGUCAGAAAGUUCAUUUAUUCCAGACGAGUGGGGACCGUGCAGCGUGUCCUGCGGGGAAGGCGUAAGAAAACGCGAAGUACACUGCAAAAUAUUCCUGGAGUUUUCGAGAACGAUAGCGAAACUGCCCGACAAGCAAUGCUCGGGAGUUAAGCCCAUAGAAAUGGAGAAAUGCUUCAUGGAGCCGUGCACCUCCGAGCGCAUAGGAGUGGAUAUCAAAGACGAUCCAUACAGAUCCGAUAUAAAAGUGGCGGGGGGAUCGCCUGGGAAGUCGUAUUCGUGGAAAGAGCAAGGGUACACUCACUGUUCCGCUACGUGUUUGGGUGGUGUGCAGGAGUUGAUAGUUAAUUGCGUAAGAGAUGAUACUCAGAAGGUUACGUCGCCUUAUAUGUGCCCCAUAGAGUUAAAACCCGAAAUUCUCAUGAGGACUUGCAAUGACCACCCAUGUCCUCCAAGGUGGAACUAUUCGGAGUUCUCUCCUUGCUCGCAGAGCUGCGGCAUUGGUAUUCAAACCAGGGAGGUUAACUGUGUACACGAAGUGACACAAGGGGGGGGGAAUAACGUUAUAGUCCCCAAUAACAUGUGCCCUCAACCUCCACCGCCCGACAGGCAGUACUGCAACGUUCUUGAUUGCCCGGUGAGAUGGAAGAUGCACGAAUGGUCCAGAUGCUCCAAAACUUGCGGUGGAGGCGAAAAAAUAAGGAAGGUGGAGUGCAAACAAGUCAUGGCCCAAAAUCACACCGUAGAUAGACCAGCCUCGAUGUGCCCCCAUCCGAAACCCCAAGAUACCAAACCAUGCAAUACCAAGAGUUGCAUCGUUGAAAGCGAUAAACCGCAAAUUGACGUCUCCAACAGCACCUUCAUCCAACACGACCCAAAGAAGAAGAAGAUAUCCUUGAAAAUAGGUGGUGCCGCCACGGUAUUCCUAGGAACAACCGUGAAAAUAAAAUGCCCGGUCAAGAGGUACAACAGAACUAAAAUACAGUGGGCAAAAGACAAGAACUACAUCAACAAAUCCAAGAAGUACAAAACAUCCAAGAAGGGCGCGUUAAGAAUCACAAACUUAACCUUGAGAGACAGCGGUAUGUAUACGUGCGUUGCGGGCAAAUCAACAGCGAGCAUCCAAAUAUCCGUAAGGCCGAAACCGGGCGAAUUUCCCACAUCGGAAGAAAUCCAACGGCAAGGCGUAAGAACGGAGAAAGGAGAUCUGAUAUCCGAUAUCUCCAUCGGCAGGGAGGAUCUUAACCCCAUUUUCAGCGACGAACAUUCGCACGAGCAACGGCCGGAUAAGCCGCGGAAGAAGACCACCCCGAGGGGUAAAUUGUUCACCCCCACUCUGCCGUCUCUACGGCUGGAUUCGAGCAAUAGAAAUGACCAGGAUUUAAACUUGAACUUACCAUCUAGCUCUUCGGAUAGCCUUAGUCCUCCAAUAUUUGAGGACACUCCAAGCUCAGCGACUCGCAAUAUGCCUCAUUUUCAAAAAUUUAUUUCCAAUAUACAGAUUUUGUGGCCUUUUCAGAUGUUCUCGAACUCGCGAGGUCACCGAAUGAUAGUCGACAGUCUUCCGAACAGUUUCUAUCGAGAGCAGGACUCGAACGCCAUUCUCAUCGAAACGAAGAAGUACAUCUGGCAACUGAGCGGCUGGUCCAAGUGCUCGGAAUCCUGUGGCAACACCGGCUAUCAAAUAAGGAAGAUCGCGUGCGUUUCGGUGGAAAAUGUUACGACGUUUGAAGUGGGAAACGAGUUCUGCCAGGACGAAAAACCGCAGACAAAGAGCAAGUGCAACCUGCAGGAAUGUCCGGUGUGGAAGGUAUACGAAUGGAAUUCCUGCGAGUCGUCCAAAUGUAUUGGACUCCAUGAAGCUAUGCAGAAGAGGACCGUGAAAUGCGAAACCCCAUCGAACGAAACAAACACGAUUUCUAAAUGCAGCAGAAAAGAAAAACCCGUCGACAAUAAAGUAUGUUACAAUAAAAAAUGUGUAGGGAAAUGGCAAGUGGGAAAGUGGUCGGAUUGCGCUGCUCCUUGUGAGAUGAAAGGAGUUAAAUACAGGACCCUGCGUUGCCUUUGGAACGGCACUAAAAAACCCGCUGGAACGGCUUGUAAGAAUAUUAAACGACCACCAAUUAUGAAGAUAUGUACUGGACCACAAUGUAGCACUAUGGAAAAUCGUUGCUUAGACCAUUCCAAAUUCUGCCCAAAUGUGAAGACAAUGAAUCUUUGCCGCAUCAUGAGAUACCAACAGCAGUGUUGCCAAACAUGCAGCAUAUAAGAAAACCUAUUAGCAGAUUUUUCAAAUUAUGUUUUUUACAAGUUGUUAAAAUAUCUUAGAAAAAUGCACCUAGAUUUUACUUAUAAGUUGUUAUUUAGUUUUGUAAAAUUUGUUGUAUUGUACACCAUUUAUGUUCAAAUAAGUUUAAGACUGAUCAUGUGAAAUUAUAUUAAUUUUAAUAAUUUUUAUUAAAAUAUUCAUGAAAUAGGUACAUUUAAACUGUUUAUUUACUUAAAAAUUUUCAUGUUUAUCUCGGCGUGGUCGAAUACAAAUGUAGGCAACUAUUAUUACACCUACCCAAUCAAUACGUAACGUUAUAUUUUCGUUUAAUAAAGCUUACAAUUAUUUAAAGCCACUAUAUCUACUAAAUAAUCAGUGUGCAAAAUAAAACUUAAAACAAUAAUAAUUAUUGUAAAAAAAUAAACUUAAAACCUAUGGACACAAAAUAGUUAAGUUAAGUUGUCUUCCCAAUUUCUAGAUUAUACAUUCCAGGAAUGACAUUCCUAUUUAAUAUAAAUAAUUAGGUAGUUAAAAGUUCCCAAAAAGUUAUUUAUCAGUAUUAAUAUAAGUAUUUUUUCAAAGUUUGUUAAAUUGCUAUAUAAUGAAUUUAAGCACCUUCCAAAGGCAUGUGUAUAAUGUAAAAAUGUGUAUUAUUACACCGUUCAAAAUAUUUAAAUAUGUUAAUUAAAAAACUUUGUAUAAAAAACCUUUAAUUUCCUUAAGUUUUAAUCACAUUUUAAUUAAACAUCAUUACUACAUAAACAUAAUAUGCGAGUGGUUUGUACCUUUUAAAAUUUGCUUUUAAUUUUUUGGCUAGUGUACAUAUUGACGCUAUGUAGAAUAAAAUAGUUAAUUCAAUACAAUUAUACCUAGUCAAUAUUUACAAGCAAUAAAAUUAUUAUUUUUACUUUGUUUUCAAUAAAAAUAACCACUUUAUAUAUUUGUGUGUUUAUUUGUUUAAUCUCUAUUGAGAUAUAAUUUAAUGUUUAGUAUUUGUAAAUUUAUAAAAUACGUUGAUUUAUUUAAUUAAACUGAUUUUUAAAACUCUUUUUUUUAUUUUCCAUAAGUCUUCACUGUAUUUUUCCAUUUUUCAAUUAAUACAGAAUCUGGUAUUCUGGUGAGUUCGUUAAGAAUUUUCCAGCCAUUUUCUUGAGUUGAAAGUAAAUAAGUAUUACUAGGAUCGUCCAAAGCUGAAUAGGCUCCCAAAACCAAGGAUUGACAUAUCCUUCCUUCUAUGCAAAUCUAAAAUAAUCCCGAUAAAAUCGAUAAUGAUUAA
Molecule: messenger RNA, 5069 nt
Organism: Brassicogethes aeneus
Lineage: Eukaryota; Metazoa; Arthropoda; Insecta; Coleoptera; Nitidulidae
Source: the annotation of a GenBank genome assembly